AUGACGGCACACCCAGAUCGGCCAUCCGUGUCCGACGGGUACUACGGUAUGGUUCCGAUCCAUCGUCCACUGGUCGUCAACGUCCAUGGUACGGUUGAGUCAGAGCCCGUGAAUAGGGAGUUCGUUGUCGGGGGCCGCUUGAUCAUCAAGCGCAACCUCACCCUCCCCUUCCGGUGGGCGUUCCGGCUCCCGACCCAUGCUCAAUGGGAGAAGAUCCCGCUCCCUAGGAAGGGCCAGGAGCUGGACCUGGUCGGCAAGUUUGUCGACAGGCGUGAAGGCGGGGUGUUCGUCCUUGAGCCGUUCAGUGUGGUAUUCACCGCGCGCGCGGCUCCCCAGGUGAUCGCCCCAUCCUCGGCGGAGUCUUCAAGCUCCCCUCGCAUAUCACUCCAGCGCACAUGUCGGACGCUGCGCAGAAGGAGUAUCACGACACCCAGGGGCGCUCAGAUGGGAGAGCUGGGGUGGACCCUAUGA
This is a messenger RNA of Cryptococcus amylolentus CBS 6039, 471 nucleotides long. RefSeq lists its product as hypothetical. The coding region runs from base 1 to 471 and encodes 156 amino acids. The transcript is spliced from 3 exons. The record is from RefSeq and is a predicted model, not a curated record. Lineage: Eukaryota; Fungi; Basidiomycota; Tremellomycetes; Tremellales; Cryptococcaceae.